AUGGAUCCAGUCACCGUUCUCUCCAUCGCAGGGUCAGCUGCAACCACUGCCAAGGCCGCCUGGACUGUCGGAGAAGCUCUGUACAUGUUCUUCCACGACGUCAAAGUCAUUGAUCAGACUGUCGGCGGACUGGUCGCCGAGAUCAAAGCGCUGAGUGGUGCUUGCACUCUUGUGGAUGAACGCCUACGCGAUAUUGUGCAGAAUUUCGAUCAUGAAAUUACGAAGCCCAGCGAGAGUCGCGCUAAGCUAUGGGCUUGUGUCGAGGCGCAAGUGGUCGACAGCCAGAAGAGUGUCGACCAGUUGGAAGCAGCCAUCGCGGGCUUGGUGAAAGACGGCUCGAAUGCGUUUGCCCAAGCCUGGAGACAGGUGAAGCUCAACAUGCAGACCAAGGACAUCGGCGAAGCUAGAAACAGGAUCCGGUCUCAUACGGCCAGCUUACAGACUAUCUUGCAAACAGUGGCAAUGCAAGUCGUUCUACCGCUGAUCAAAUAUCUUGCAGCUAACAUGUCGUGUAGCGAAAUAUGCUAUCUCGCACCAAAGAAGGCUGACCAACAGCUUCGUAUGCUACUUAGCCGGACGGAAGAGUGUAUGGAGCAACUAAAAGCCCUUCGACUUGAGCGUGCCGGUACCCCGACCAAGGUGCGAGCCAGCGAGGACGAUGUGCUGGCAUUGAGUGAAGGUAUCACUGUCGACGGUGAGAGCCUCUACAAUAAAAGUCAAGCAAGCGGAUCUCUUCUAGGUGGCGACCAUGGAAUGUCAGGACCCCGAGGCAUCAACAUAGCAGAGUGGAUGCAGGACAUCUCCGCGAUCGAUGCGAUCAUAUCCCGCUCGACCAGUGUCGUACGACAUUCAUCUGUAGCUUCUCCCAGCUUGAACGGUGAUAUCGUUCCUGCCCGCCAACCACCGCUAUCUACAGAACCGCCAGGCGAUACUAGCAACAUCAUGAACAAGAUCGUGGAAGACGCUGGAGAUCACCAAGAAGCAAGCUCUUACCUACGCGAAACGCUCAAGAUCGUUCGCGAGCUACCUGCGAAGCGCCAGAAGAUAUGCGACACGUGGGAUCUACGCUUCAUGCUUAGCGUUUGCGCUUAUCACACCUUGGAGCCCGUCGAAGUAGAAGCCAGUCUUACAAGCGUGAUAGACGACUCGUCACAGCUUGUGGAAAGGCCGGAUGAGCAACUCCUUCAAGUAUGCGAAGCCGGUCAUCUACUGUCGCAGGUCUGUGUCAAGCUGAACAAGCUCGAUCAAGCCAGACUGUACUGCGAGAACGCACUACAAGGUCGGCGCCGGCUCCUGGGUAAGACGAACGAUGACUACUAUAGGUCGGUGGCACUCAUGGCUCGUGUUUACGAACUGCAAGGGAAUGACUAUCGCGCCAAAAUUUACAUGAAGACUGUACCUGAUGCCGAAAGAGAGUCGCUCGAGAGCAUGUUUGGGAACCUCACCCUACCCGAGAUCCAGCCUGUCGCGAUGCAGACUAGCCCGUCGAUAGCAGAGUCGAGCUCUGGCGGCGACGGUGAUGACGUUCGAACACAUGUCGCCAAGAUGAACAGCAUAAGCGCGGCCGACCCGGUCCCUCAAGCCACAGUCAAAGAGAGAAAGCGAUCGUUCUACAAUCCGGCCACAUGGAGGCAAUCAAAGCAGCGAGACGCUGAACCGAUACACAACCCAGAUUCUACACCCUACGCAAGCCGCCAGACAUCAUCCUCAACGCUGCGAACGACAGGCGGCCAUUCAACGCACAGGGCCGCUUCAAUCGUGAGUGACACGACGUCCGUAAGCAGCCGUCAAUCAGAUCUGUCUUCAAAUGACGUGCGAGGUCGACAGUACGCGGAAUCUGUCAGCUCCAUAAGCGAUGUGCCGCUACGCCAGACGGGACUUAGUGGCUCGACAGUGGGGAGGUACGAUACGCGACCACAAAUGGAUCUGUUAUACCGCAGCAGAAGUGGAGCAGCCGGUCUGUCGCCAACGUCUCCGAACUAUCCAGGAGCAUGCAGAAGGAUGAGCGACGCGAGUAGCUUCCGCCAAGUCGAUUGCAAGUACUUCCAGAGUAAAGCUAUGACCGCCGGAUAUAUGCGAAUGAAGCCCAGUAUCAUCGAGGGUAUCAGAGAAGGAGCCUAUGAUCGAUCUCAGGUUGAUCAGAUGCUUGCAGAACGAGCAAGGGCGAUUCGCAACAGCUCUCUUACAGCCGUGCUUGUUGCCGACCAGCAGGAAUCUAUGGCGCAAUCCGGAAAGCGGGAUAACAGUAUCGUACAACUUCACACCAUUUAUGGCCAAAUCCAUAUCGCCUUACGAAGCGAUAUCGACGGCUUGGGCGAGGCAAAGCAGACAUCAAUCAUGAAAGGCUGGGCAAAAGUGGUGAUCAUAUGCCACUCAGGAGUCUAUGAUGGCUGUAAGCUGCAACGACAACGUAUGGAUCAGUGGAGUGCGUACGGGGCGUUCGGUGUCUCGACCGGGAGCAGUCACUCUGGGCCACUGAACUUGCUCAAGAUUCUGCCAGAGCUUGCUAGUGUGCACUUUGAUCAUCAGCACGUUGGCAACAUCAUCCAAGGCGGAGCAGUGGCAAUGUCGAUCCUAGACAAGAGGAGCGGCAUCUCGACUAGUAUGGGCGAUGCAAAGAUUCAGCAGUGCACUGCGACUGUGGAUCCAAGGCUAUUGCAGCAAGCUAACGCCUAG
Molecule: messenger RNA, 2676 nt
Organism: Fulvia fulva
Lineage: Eukaryota; Fungi; Ascomycota; Dothideomycetes; Mycosphaerellales; Mycosphaerellaceae
Exons: 2
Coding region: 1-2676 (891 amino acids)
Molecular function (GO): protein binding
Source: RefSeq, a predicted model, not a curated record